This is a messenger RNA of Gongylonema pulchrum, 852 nucleotides long. Lineage: Eukaryota; Metazoa; Nematoda; Chromadorea; Rhabditida; Gongylonematidae. The record is from the annotation of a GenBank genome assembly.
AUGGCUGCCGAUUCGCAAGCAACAGCCUUACUGGGUUCCACACGGUUCAAUUUGGCACUCAUUGGAUUUUUGGGCUGUGUUGUUAUCUAUGCGCUGCGUAGCGAUGUCAGUUUUGCAAUUGUCUGCAUGGUAAAUAGUACCGCGGUCGAUCUUCUGGCCGGCAACACCAAGAGUAAUGUCAGCAAACACACAACAUGUCAAAUUCGUGAUGAUCCCGCUGAUACAUUGAAUAGCAAAAAAGACGUCAUAAUGGGCGAAUUGAUUUGGCCGAAAUAUGUGCAAGGAUCGGUGCUCAGUGCAUUUUUCUGGGGCUAUUUUUGCAGUCAAAUUCUUGGCGGUUACUUGGCUGGUCGUUACGGUGGUAGGCUAGUUAUCGUUCUGGGCAGCUCUAUUCUCACGAUGUUCAGUCCACUGGCUGCAACAACUAGCGUUUAUGCAUUUAUCGCUGCACGUGCUCUUCUUGGCUUCAUGCAGGGUGCAAUAUUCCCAGCGUUUCAUACAAUGUGGUCAAUGUGGGCGCCACCGCUCGAAAGAAGCCUCUUGACCGGUGUUACUUAUGCUGGUGCGCAAAUUGGUAAUACAGUUGUAAUGCCACUUUCCGGUUUACUUUGUAAAUAUGGAUUUGCUGGCGGUUGGCCUUCGAUAUUUUAUGUUCUCGGUAUUGCUGGUGUCGCCUGGUGUGCUUUAUGGUUCUUCUAUGUUUCCGAUCGCCCAUCACGUAGUAAACGAAUAUCCAAGAAUGAAUUAAAUUAUAUCGAAGAUUCGUUAUCUGAUGUUUUAAGUUCUGAUGCUAAAAAAGCGCUUGGAUUUUUGACAGCAAUUCCAUACAUUGCAUAUUUCGUUUUCAUCAAU